UGUACCUGACAGAAAGUGGUUGGACAAUGGCGCGUAAAGUGCGGCUUUGUGCCGCAGUUUUGCUUUCCUUGGCAGCCCCAAGUGUGCUGGACUUUGCUGGCCAAGCUUCCUUGCAGCGGAGAUCAUUUUCUCAACGCACUGCUAUCGUGGAGCAGACAGUUGCAAAAGAUAUCAACUUUGACGUGAUACCCAAAUCACACAUCCACGGUGCUUUGCAACGCGUUUUGGGCCGUGAUGUCUACAAGAGUGAGACCCCUUUCUUUUAUCGGACUUCAGAGAGACAAGACUUCUACCAUGGACUCGUGCGAUUUCCUGCGCUCCCCAAGAAGAAUCCAGAUGGGUCCAAUUACAUCCCCGCCAGGCUGUUCCAUUAUGUUUCAGGGAAAGGAGCAACCUAUGAGGAUGCCGAAAAUGAUGCCUAUCGGAAAGCCCUGCUCAUCAUCCGCAAGGCAGACUCUGAGAUUGCUCGUUGGCCCUCCUGGCGUGCAACGACCUCCCAGCAGGCUUUAGAUGCAGCUGCCGCAGAGAUUGCCGACAUGCGGGACACGGAUGGGAAUGCAAGGUCGAAGUUGAGCCGUGCAUUGGCCGUCGUCCUUGGUCGAGUCAUCAAACAAAAGGAUUUCGCAUACUUCAUGCUAGAGGAUCCCAACACCUAUCACGUGGCUCUAAGACUGCCAUGGCCAGGAGCUCACCAGGGCGAAAGGACCUACUACUUUGAGGGCACAGGUCUCACGUCUUCUUUAGCCAAGGAGAGUGCCGCAGAGGCCGCUCUGAGAAUUGUUGGGCCAAUGGCAGGGAAAAUCGAGCUCAGUGCAGAUGAGCUGCCUUGGCGGCGGCGAAAAACUGGCGCAAAUGCUUCAACACCGCUGGCUGCCAUACAAGUCGCAAGGAACAAGGAGAUUCCUGGGAAGGUUAGGCUUUUUCAGCUGCUGGAGCACGUGCUAAGGAAGAGCAACCGAACUCUUAGCCGAGCGGAUUUGGUCUACACCUGCCGCACUGUGACUCCGCCACCAGGUGUGCGCAACUUUGCCAAGGUCAAGGUCUCCGUGAGCGUCCCAGCUUUGGAGUCGGAGGGAGCACCUUUGAGCUUCUCGAGACAUGUAAGAACUUGGAGAAGAUGUCCGAAGGUUCCCAGCGUGGAAGACCUCAGCGAUCCCCGAAGGAAGAAACAGUUCUAUGAGAGAAGGGCGGAUUCCCGGCGGUGUUUCUUAGAAGCGCAGCAGACAGUUGCUGCUCAUGCAGUUGAAGAGCUGCUUGAGAUCAUUCCACCAAAGUUGCUUGAUCCUGAACUGGAGGCACUUGAAACUCAAGUGGAGGAGGUUUAGCUGAGAUCUCCCUUUUGAGCUUCAGACAUGCCCAUUCUGGCGACUGGAUCUUGCAUGGACCAGAG
Durusdinium trenchii is the source of this 1390-nucleotide messenger RNA. The record is from the annotation of a GenBank genome assembly. Lineage: Eukaryota; Dinophyceae; Suessiales; Symbiodiniaceae.